CUGAUUCGCGAACUCGACAACCAAUAAUGAGUCGGCGACAAAUGAUACGUCAUUCGCGGAACUCAUGUCUCCUAUAAUGAGAUAACUUCUAUCUUGUGCAAGUCGCAGCACAAGACACGGCCCAGACGCGACAGCACUCUUAAUAACUUUCAGGUAUUUACGAGGUAACGAGUCUCUGAAGCAGGUACUCUUAUCCCCGUGUGAUGGAAGAAAUAAGUGUCCAGGUCAGCGAGUUGAAAGGAGGCAGACAAGAAGACUCACUGGCAAAGCUAUCUGAUGAUCACGCCAAACCCAGAGAACAGCAUGAAGCGGUCACCACCUUACACGAUGGCACCAGAAUUUCCAAACCUUCGCGAGUGAUGCAAGCGCUGCCGAACCCUGGCGUCUCGAAAGACGACGAGGAGUACUUCAUGCGCAAUACUAAGCGUGGUUUGGCUCUCGUCUUCAACCAUUAUGAGUUCGAAGUCCGUGAGUACAAAGACGGCGAGUUGUACAGGCCGCCGAGAAGAGAAGGAACCAGCCGAGACAGAGACGAAGUCUUGAAGACUUUUAGCAAACUCGGCUUCAAAGUCAUACCUCUCGACGAUAAGCGUUGCAAGGAAAUAAUAGAAAUACUGGCAAAAGUGGCUCAACAGGACCACAGCGAGCACGACUGCCUGGCGGUGAUCGUGCUGACGCACGGCGAGCGCGGCGGCAGGCUGGAUGCGAAGGACAGGGAGUACGACGCCAGGACGCUGUGGGAGCCCUUCAUAGCCACCAGCUGUCCCACUCUCGCUGGCAAGCCCAAGCUCUUCUUCAUUCAGGCGUGCAAAGGUCGAACCAGGGACCCUGGCGCCAUUGUCCGAAACUGCAUCGGUGACUCAACAGAUGCUGCUGCAGUUAUCCCAGCCAGCUUCCAGGUGCCAUCGUUCGCUGACUUCCUCAUCGCCUACUCCACAUUCGAAGGUCUGUACUCCUUCCGCCAUCCCACUAAAGGCUCGUGGUUCAUCCAGACGCUGUGUACUCGCUUGGGAAAGCACGCGGGCGACAAGGACGUUGUGUCGCUGCUAACCGACGUGAACCGCAUCGUGGGCCAGGAGUUCCGCUCCAGCGACCCGUCCGAGCCGUGUAUGGACGGCUUGGUGCAGGGCCCCUGCUUCAUCUCCUCCCUCACACGCCGGGUACACCUGUGGCCGCCUGUUGCAGCUGCCCCGGACGCCUUGCCUAAUGUGGAAUAACUCCAACUUCCAUCUUUUCUUUCAUCUGAUUUUCUUGGAACUAAGUCUUUAACUUAAAUAAAACCUUCUGAUUAUA
Messenger RNA from Schistocerca americana (American grasshopper), 1293 nucleotides. Its product is annotated as caspase-1-like. The record is from RefSeq and is a predicted model, not a curated record. Bases 204 to 1217 code for a protein of 337 amino acids. Gene Ontology annotation, cellular component: cytoplasm. The transcript is spliced from 6 exons. Gene Ontology annotation, biological process: apoptotic process; proteolysis. NCBI's taxonomy places the organism in Eukaryota, Metazoa, Arthropoda, Insecta, Orthoptera, Acrididae.